This is a messenger RNA of Closterium sp. Yama58-4, 345 nucleotides long. Lineage: Eukaryota; Viridiplantae; Streptophyta; Zygnematophyceae; Desmidiales; Closteriaceae. The record is from the annotation of a GenBank genome assembly.
AUGUUCGUCUCCGCACUCUGCGGCGUAGUUUCCGCGUACGAUUGCGCUGCGCCGUGUCAAAACCCCACGAACACGUCGUACAUCGUUCCUGCCUGCUCGCAAGCCUGCUCGAACUGCGUCGCGAUAACCUCUAGUGGUUGCGGUACUUAUUUCCAGCCCUUCUGGGUCGCUGUGACCAAUACUGCUACUGGCCAAACAACUCAAGUGUACCAGGGAGCGUCAUGUGGUCAGUCCUGCAGUAGUGGUCUCGAGUGGUGGGCCUGGCUGCUCAUUAGCUUUGCCAUUCUCUUUGUGUGCAUUGGCAUCGGUCUGUGCCUCUACUCGUGCCUGGAUAAGAGGGGCUGA